This is a messenger RNA of Yarrowia lipolytica CLIB122, 1173 nucleotides long. RefSeq lists its product as uncharacterized. The record is from RefSeq and is a predicted model, not a curated record. Gene Ontology annotation, molecular function: protein kinase binding. Gene Ontology annotation, biological process: signal transduction. Gene Ontology annotation, cellular component: nucleotide-activated protein kinase complex; cytoplasm; nucleus. Lineage: Eukaryota; Fungi; Ascomycota; Dipodascomycetes; Dipodascales.
AUGGGAAACGCACAGAGCCAGGAGGAGGCCAACAACAAUGGAGCUGCUCGGCAGCACCGUCCAGCGGACAACAACGGCCAUCACGACCCCAAGGGCACCGCCGAUCCGCAGCCCAUCCCCCAGGAGGGCUCCGACAACACACAGAACCAUGUGAGCCAUUCGCCAGAGCAAAUGUCCGCCAACUCGUCGCAUGUCAGCGCAACACCCUUCAACAACCCAUUUGAGCCCGCCUCGUACCACAAAGAGUCGCCUGCUCCGGAAAGCGUCCCCGUCCCCGUGGCGCCCGCAAAGAGCCACCCCCAGCGGCCCAAGAUGCGACGAAAGUCAACUUUGCUGCUGGAUGAAGACGAACCCGUGGGAGAGAACGACGACGAUAUCCCCUUCGACAAACUCAACAUCACCCAUCCCACAUCCAACGAGCCCAAGCCGCUGUCACGGGUGGACUCCGGCGAAGAGAUCGAACUCACCUCCCCUCAGGUGACCGAAGGAAAGAUCCCCCUCGAAAUCAAAUGGACUCAGGGAGGCUCCAAGGUCUACGUUACUGGAACCUUCACUGGUUGGAGAAAGAUGGUGGCUCUGACCCCGGACCCCAACAAGAAGGGCGUCUUCUCUACCACCCUUCAUCUUCCUCCUGGAACCCACAGACUGCGAUUUGUCGUAGACAAUGAGCUGCGAUGCUCAGACUACCUCCCCACAGCCACAGACUCCAUGGGUAAUCUUCUCAACUACGUGGAGGUGGGUCUAUCGGACACCGAGGAACGGGCCGACCAGAAGGAUCUGCAUCCCAUUUCUCGAGCAGGCAUCAUCCCCAGUAACGACGAUCUGGGAGGAGGCUACGAGCGGUUCACUGAAGAAGAUCUGCCCAAGGAGGAGUACGAGUUCACACCGGAAAUCCCGGCUCUGUUCACCGACACAGAAGUGAUGGAGCAGUACAUCUCCAAAGAGUUGCCCACGCCUCCCCAACUGCCUCCCCAUCUGGACUCGGUCAUUCUCAACACAAACUCCACCGAAAAGGAAGACAACUCGGUGCUGCCCAUCCCCAACCACGUCAUUCUCAACCAUCUGGCCACCACGUCCAUCAAACAUAACGUUCUGGCCGUGGCCUCGGUCUCCCGGUACUCUCGUAAGUACGUGACCCAGGUUCUCUACGCUCCUUUGCCUCUUCAGGCAUAA